GUUACCAUAGAGGCGGGCCGGAGCAGCGAGGCGGGGGGGCAGAGCGGCGGCGGGCGGAGUUCCGCCGCGAUGGCGGCCAUGGCGGCGGCAGAGGAGGAGGAGUACGAGGCGGUGCUGUGCGUGAAGCCGGCGGUACACGUCUACCGGGUGCCGCCGCGGGCCUCCAACCGCGGUUACAGAGCUGCAGAGUGGCAGCUGGACCAGCCAGCAUGGAGCGGCAGGCUACGGAUCACCGCCAAGGGCAAGAUCGCGUACAUCAAGCUAGAAGACAAGACCUCAGGAGAACUUUUUGCCCAGGCGCCCGUGGAGCAGUUCCCUGGCAUCGCUGUGGAGAGCGUGACGGACUCCAGCAGAUAUUUUGUCAUCCGGAUUGAAGAUGGGAACGGCCGCCGAGCUUUCAUCGGAGUCGGCUUUGUCGACCGAGGGGAUGCUUUUGACUUCAACGUGGCUCUCCAAGACCAUUUCAAGUGGGUGAGGCAGCAGAGCGAGCUGGCCAAACAGGCCGAGAACCCCGAUCAGGGACCCAAACUGGAUCUGGGCUUCAAGGAGGGGCAAACCAUCAAACUCAACAUCGCGAAUAUGAAGAAAAAGGAAGGAACAACAGGGAACACCAGACCGCGUCCUGCAGGUCUUGGGGGCCUGAGCUUGCUCCCACCACCUCCCGGAGGAAAAUCUUCCGCGUCGGUUUGUCCUUCCGGAGAGCGGCCGUCUUCGCUCUCCACACCCGCCCACCUCCCGGGUACCCCCAUCACAGACUCCCUCUUGGCCUGGCCGCAGCCCGCUGCUGCCCCCUCUGCUGCCGCUGCCGCCGAUGUCUGGGGAGACUUUGCCAAAGCUUCGGGGUCGGCUUCUAACCAGGCUCAGGCGAACGCAGGUUGGGUUCAGUUCUGAGCCCGGCCCCUCGUCCCUUCUUCCCCCGCGCGCGGGUGCUGGGAUCGUCACCAUUCCUUCAGGACCAAAGCAGGGGCUUCGGCACACCCAGCUCCUUAAAUAUACCCCCCCCCCCCGGCCCACCCCCGGCGUCGAAACGCUGAAACAAAUGCCGGAGAGCAAAGGAACACGUGCCUUAAAACACUCCAUGCCAGCGCCCUCCGCCUUGGGGGGGCCUUGUAUAUUUUUACCUGGAUCGCAGCGAACCUCCGAGGCUUCUCCUUUCUGCAAAAAAAAAAAAAAAAAAAAAGAAAAAAGAAAAAAAGCCGUCAGCUUCGUCACCUCUCCUUAAUUAACGAGAGGGCGAGCGAGCGCUCGGAGCAGGGGGGAAACUCUGCCUUAAUUAAGGUAAUUUUGGCGAAAGGUUUGUGGGACGGAGCCUCCUGGGAGCUUUUCUCCUCGCGUAUUUGGGCUGGAUGAAUCCUUCCCUCGGCGGGGAGCGUCCUGCGGGAGACACCUCGCCUGCGGAUUCCGGACGAACCAGCUGCCGAGGCUUCACCCCACUUAUUUUCUGAGCGCUUCUCUCUGCGAUGCGGGAUUAGGGGGGGGGGACGGGGACGGAGCCGGACCGCUGCGUUUUGAUGCUGAAAUUCCUUAUUUUCUUGCUCCGGGAAGAUUAUUUUUUCACCUCUAUUUUGAAAAGAGAGAUUUUUAUUAAUAUUUUUUUUUUUCUCUUUUUUUUUUUUUUUACUUCUUUCUGCGGACAUUUUAUGACGCGAUAUACGCAAUGAAGGACGGAACGGAGUCGGUCUCUUUGACAGAGCUGGGGCUGAGAUUCCUCUUUAAACAAAUAAAUAUUUUCUUACCUAUUUAUAUUAAGGCUUUUCAGUCUACAAAGUCCCGCUUUAUAUUUUUUAUUUUUUUUUUUUUUCCAGCGCCUCGGGGUUUGUUUUUUUUUUUUUUUUUUUUAUUAUUUCUAUUUCCAACUGGAUGACCAGCAUUUUGGUUUCGGGGCUUCACUUCGCCU
Chroicocephalus ridibundus (black-headed gull) is the source of this 1897-nucleotide messenger RNA. It is a transcript of the gene NECAP2, whose product is annotated as NECAP endocytosis associated 2. The transcript is spliced from 8 exons. Gene Ontology annotation, cellular component: clathrin vesicle coat; membrane. NCBI's taxonomy places the organism in Eukaryota, Metazoa, Chordata, Aves, Charadriiformes, Laridae. Gene Ontology annotation, biological process: endocytosis. Bases 70 to 891 code for a protein of 273 amino acids. The record is from RefSeq and is a predicted model, not a curated record.